Messenger RNA from Ochotona princeps (American pika), 1249 nucleotides. RefSeq names its product U3 small nucleolar RNA-associated protein 14 homolog A-like. Gene Ontology annotation, biological process: rRNA processing. The record is from RefSeq and is a predicted model, not a curated record. The transcript has a single exon. NCBI's taxonomy places the organism in Eukaryota, Metazoa, Chordata, Mammalia, Lagomorpha, Ochotonidae. Gene Ontology annotation, cellular component: small-subunit processome; nucleolus.
AUGGCUGGAAGCGAGGAGGAUGAAAAGCCAGUACUAGAGGAAGAAGCUUUGUUGAAAGAGUUUGAAGAAAGGCGAUCUCUUAGGAAAAGAGCUGAGCUCACCCAAGAUGCUGUGCCAGGGGACAGUAGGGAACCUCAAGAUUCCAGUACCCAGGAGGUGCUGUCUGAAUUGAGGACACUAUCUCAGAAAUUCAACAAGGACAACCAUUGAGCCAAGAAGCAAAAAGUAAGCUCGGUGGGCACUGCUGUCCAGGCCAAGAGAGAGGAGGCGGCCCCAGCUCCAGAAGAGGAGGAACCUCUGUUGCUGCAGAGACCAGAAAGAGUACAGACUCUAGAAGAGCUGGACGACCUAGGCAAAAGAGGGGACCUUCCGCAGCAGGAGCCACCCAGACCCACGGCUCAAGGGCAGAGGGCAAGGAGCUCUGAUGCCCCUACAGGAAAGAAAAAGAAGGAACAAAUGAUCGAUCUACAGAACCUCCUAACCACAAAGUCGCCCUCUGUGAAGUCGUUGGCUGUUCCCACGAUACAGGAGCUGGAAGAUGAAAAGGAGCGAGACCAAAAGCAGAUAAUCAAGGAAGCUUUUGCUGGGGAUGAUGUCAUCAGAGACUUCUUGAGAGAAAAGAGGGAAGCUGUGGAGGCCAGUAAGCCAAAGGAUGUGGACCUGACCCUGCCGGGCUGGGGCGAGUGGGGUGGAGUGGGCCUGAAGCCCAGUGCCAAGAAAAGACGCCGGUUUCUGAUUAAAGCCCCCGAGGGGCCUCCACGAAAGGACAAGAAUUUGCCCAAUGUGAUUAUUAAUGAGAAGUGCAAUAUCCAUGUCGCAGCUCAUCAGGUGCGUGUGCUUCCAUAUCCCUUUACCCAUCAUCAGCAGUUUGAAAGGACCAUCCAGACCCCUAUAGGAUCCACAUGGAACACCCAGAGGGCCUUCCAGAAACUGACCACUCCCAAGACUGUCACGAAGCCAGGCCAUAUCAUUACGCCCAUAAAAGCGGAGGAUGUGGGCUACCGCUCUUCCCCAAGGUCAGACCUCUCCGUCAUGCAGAACAAUCCCAAACGACUGUCUACAAGUCAGAGAAAACAGUUGCAGAAUACCUCUGCAGACUAAAUGGCCAGAAGAGUGACAUCUUGGUACCCGGGACACAUAGCCCUGACCAUUCCUCCUGUCUCCACUGCUGCAAGAUCCACUUCCUAACUGGCUCCACACAGUGGAUGUGGCUAAAUCACAUUUUAGAAAUAAAGGUGUUUUUAUCUAC